AAGCCAGCGAAUUGACUGAAUUGCCCUCCUCUCUCUGAUGUCAUUCUGCUACUCUCUCUUCCAUGCGCAAGCUUCACUUUUUGGGAGAACAGUUCCUCUCUUCUCCACCUCCUGUCUCCGUUAUCAACAUAGGUUCCAUCGUUGAAGCUGAUUAUAAAGAUGCUUGGGUGACUGGUUUUUUGGUCAAAGAGAUUGAUGAUGACAAGUGUUUGAGAUUCAACAAUCACUGAGGAAUGGAACUCUUUGUCUAACGCUAAUUUCUAAAGAUACCGAUAACAUGGGAAGAU
Molecule: messenger RNA, 287 nt
Organism: Arabidopsis arenosa
Lineage: Eukaryota; Viridiplantae; Streptophyta; Magnoliopsida; Brassicales; Brassicaceae
Source: the annotation of a GenBank genome assembly